AUGAUACGCCUCCUGGGUGUGGGGGAGAAUGGCCCGCAUCUGAUGUUUCCUCGACCUACAUUAGUCACUGGUGUGACUUUGGAGGAUUAUCAGUUGGAGGGAGUGGAGUGGAUAGUUAGUUUAGAUAAGAAUGGAUUUUUGGGUGUUCUUGACUGUAAACAAUCGCAUUUGACGCACACUAUGUGGCCUUGGCCAUCACCAAUCAUUCCUUAUUGUCUGCCCCUUGAGCAUCCUUCACAACUGGAUCGAGGAAUUCAACAUAUUUGCACUGCUGAAGCAACUCAGUCGAAAGGGAAAGUGCCUGCUCAUAAGGCCCCUGCACCAAAGUGGACAGUCAAAGGCACACCCGCCAAGAGGCGCAAAACAGACUCCGAUGGGGAGGACAAUUCACAGGCAUGA
This is a messenger RNA of Suillus paluster, 399 nucleotides long. RefSeq lists its product as uncharacterized. Bases 1 to 399 code for a protein of 132 amino acids. The record is from RefSeq and is a predicted model, not a curated record. NCBI's taxonomy places the organism in Eukaryota, Fungi, Basidiomycota, Agaricomycetes, Boletales, Suillaceae. The transcript has 3 exons.